AUGCCAACGCGAAGAUGUUCGUACGCACAACAGCAGGAUGAAAUCCUAUGUGAACACUAUGGAGACGUGCAAGACUGGGACUGCGAGGCUGUGACAAAUAGGGGAUUCUUCACUGCAAGCACGGAAGGAGUAGCUGACCAUCAGUCUGAACACUUGCCAACGGAGGCGGACAUUGUCGUUCACUCGGCCGCUAGGGAUGGCUGUGAUGGGGGCUCGCCAGGCUGGCUCCUGCACCACAGACAGAUGUGGCGGUUGCAUCAGAUCGUCGUCUAUUCCGAGUAUGCUGAUGACAAGGCGACAUUGCCGCAAUCGGAAGUGGCCAAGAUCACGGGGUUUCGCCCCGCCCACGUGGGCGGUCUGAUCUUUGCGGCCAACCCUCUUCCAGGAAAGGGAAAACUAGCUGCAGAAAUUCGUGUUAUUGGUAAGAUCGACGCCUUCUUCGAGGAUCAAGUGUGGAAGACCGCUAUCGACCAGGUCAAAGCCCUCAAGUAG
Colletotrichum orchidophilum is the source of this 492-nucleotide messenger RNA. RefSeq lists its product as uncharacterized. The record is from RefSeq and is a predicted model, not a curated record. The transcript is spliced from 4 exons. Bases 1 to 492 code for a protein of 163 amino acids. Lineage: Eukaryota; Fungi; Ascomycota; Sordariomycetes; Glomerellales; Glomerellaceae.